AUGUUUAUGGAUGAACUCACCUCUAUGGGACACAUGGAACCAGCUGAGACGACAACAGAUAAACUUUACUAUGUGCCACAUCAUGCGGUGGUAAAGACCACAAGUCAAACAACGAAACUUCGACUCGUUUUCAACGCAUCUAUGAAGUCAACCUCUGGGAAUUCUUUAAACGAUGCCCUCAUGUUAGGCCCACAGCUACAGCAAGAUCUAUUUUCUAUUUUGGUUCGCUUUCGCACUCACCGUUUCGGAAUCAUAGCCGAUAUCGAAAAGAUGUACCGCCAAGUUUAUGUCGCUAAAGAGGACACAGAUUAUCAACGCAUAGUGUGGCGUUCCAAUCCAGCAGAUCCGGUCCGUGAUUAUCGUCUCUUAAGGGUCACGUAUGGCGUCGCCUCAGCAGCACAUCUUGCUGUUAAGUCUCUACAUCGCGCAGCACUUAACGCGUCAAACGCAAGCAAGGAAGUCAUUGAAGUUAUAAGGUCAGACUUUUAUAUGGAUGACUUACUAUCUGGUGCUAAUAUAUUUGAUGAGCUCGCUUUACUUCAAAAAAACGUCUCCCACGCGCUCUCUGAAAGUGGGUUCGAACUACGAAAAUGGGGAACUAAUUCUGAAAUGCUUAGAGAUAUGACACCACACGUAUCUAAACAAGUAUCGCAUCUCUUAGCCGAUGGAGACCAAAUCCGCACUCUUGGUACCAUAUGGCACACAAACMACGAUUGGCUUUCUAUAGCAGUGAGCUUUAACGACCUGCCUUCUAAACUUACAAAAAGAACGUUUCUCUCCGACUCAAGUAAGGUAUUCGAUCCAUUGGGUUUGAUCGCGCCCUGUACAAUCCGSUCUAAGAUUUGGUUACAGAAACUUUGGCGCUCAAAUGUGAAUUGGGAUGAACCAGUUCCUUCAGAAAUUGCGUGGGACUGGUUGGCACAUCGUCGUGAAUUACCGCAACUAUUAGCGCUAAAACUAAGCCGCUGGUUAGGAACUAGCAAAACUUCUGACUCUCAGUAUCACAUUUUUACCGACGCAUCAGAAGUCGCAUACGCAGCUGCACUUUACUGUUGCACACAAUUUCCGGACGGUACGAUCAAAGUCGUACUAGUAGCAGCGAAAACAAGAGUAGCGCCUCUGAAAGCUAUUUCUUUACCACGACUGGAGCUUUGUGCAGCUCAUUUGGGGGCAAAGUUAGUGAAGCAGGUUCAAUCAAAUCUGAACCACACCUUCUCAAAAUUAUACGCAUGGACGGACUCAAUGAUUACCUUAGCGUGGUUACAAGGCAAUCCUAGCCGUUGGUCAGUAUUUGUGGCCAAUCGCGUCGCUGCAGUACAAGAUAUUCUACCAGCAACGCACUGGAGGCACGUUGCUUCAGAGCACAAUCCCGCAGAUUGCGCUUCAAGGGGCAUAUUACCAUCGCAGCUUCUCACACAUCAACUUUGGUGGCAUGGUCCGCAUUGGCUACAUGAGAACAACAGUAUCUGGCCGAUUUCUGCAGAAUCACACACUACAGAUCUCGAGCAAAAAUCUAGCAAGGCUGUAACACUGCUAACACAAACUAGUGAGGAUUGGGAUUUUUUGACGAAGUAUCAUUCAUUCUGCAAACUUAAACGCAUCACCGCUUAUUUAUUACGCUUCAUCAAUAACACAAGGGCUGGCGCCGUUGUACGAUAA
Bactrocera latifrons is the source of this 1659-nucleotide messenger RNA. RefSeq lists its product as uncharacterized. Lineage: Eukaryota; Metazoa; Arthropoda; Insecta; Diptera; Tephritidae. The record is from RefSeq and is a predicted model, not a curated record. The coding region runs from base 1 to 1659 and encodes 552 amino acids. The transcript has a single exon.